Hordeum vulgare subsp. vulgare (domesticated barley) is the source of this 1678-nucleotide messenger RNA. Its product is annotated as ABSCISIC ACID-INSENSITIVE 5-like protein 2. Lineage: Eukaryota; Viridiplantae; Streptophyta; Magnoliopsida; Poales; Poaceae. Gene Ontology annotation, biological process: positive regulation of DNA-templated transcription. The transcript is spliced from 3 exons. Gene Ontology annotation, cellular component: nucleus. Bases 406 to 1416 code for a protein of 336 amino acids. The record is from RefSeq and is a predicted model, not a curated record. Gene Ontology annotation, molecular function: DNA-binding transcription factor activity.
UCUUCGUCCCUCCACAGCGACCUACCAUCCUGACCCAGCCCGCCUUGGAAAUCUCUCCUGCCGCCGCGCCGUAGGCCGUAGCCCACCGCCACCGCCCGCCGCCUCAAUCCCGCGCCCCCAACCCCUCCGCCUCCCACGCGCAUCGCCGCCACCCCCACCGCCGUCCCCGUCCUUCCCCACUGCGGCAUCGCGCCCCUGCCGUCUCCAGUCCACCCCGCCCUCAAUCUCUAGCCAUUUGCCCUAUGAGGUACGAGCUUGUUUUCACCCAGUGAUUCGUACCACCACAGUGACCUCCGCAGUUCCUAGGCGCGCCGGCGCGCAUCAGGCACACCGUAGAUCCGCCCCCUGAACCCCGUGGCUUCGCCGCGGUAGAAAUCGGUCGGAGGUAGGACUGUGUGCCCAUCCAUGGGGAGUCGGAAAAUGGCGUCGCAGCCCGGGCGUGGCACCGGCGGCGACGCCGGCACGUCGCAGCGCGGGCAGGUGCAGAGCCUGGCGAGGCAGGGGUCUCUGUACAGCCUCACCCUCGACGAGGUGCAGAACCAUCUGGGAGAGCCCCUGCAGAGCAUGAACCUCGAUGAGCUGCUCAGGACUGUCUUUCCCGAUGACCUGGAGCCCGAUGGCGCGACCACCAGCCAGUAUGUGCCGAGCUCAAGCCUCAUGCGCCAGGGCAGCAUCACGAUGCCGACCGAGCUCAGCAAGAAGACGGUGGAUGAGGUGUGGAAGGGCAUCCAGGAUGCGCCCAAGGGGAGUGUCCAGGGGGGUGGUCGGCGCAAGCGGGAGAGGCAGCCCACGCUCGGCGAGAUGACACUUGAGGAUUUCUUGGUUCAAGCAGGGGUUGUCACCCAAGGAUUUCUCAAGGAUACGGGCGAUGCUGGCAAUUUGGGUCUGGUGGGGAGAGGUGCUACUGCAGCCGGAGCCGCCGAUUUGACAUCUGGGGCACAGUGGUUAGGCCAGUACCAGCAGCAGAUUGCAGCUGCACCCAUCGACACUCCUCAACAUGGACAUCAAAUUGUGCCAGCUGCUUAUAUGCCCAUUCAGUUUGUCCCUAAGCCACUGAAUGUUGUUGGCCCUGGUGCCACUCUGGGAUCUGCUUACUCUGAUGGCCAGAGUACAUCACCAAUGAUCAGUCCAAUUUCUGAUUCUCAGACGCCUGGGAGAAAGCGUGGUGUAUCAGGAGAUGUCCCGAACAAGUUUGUGGAGAGAAGGCAGAAGAGGAUGAUCAAGAAUAGGGAGUCGGCUGCCCGUUCAAGGGCUAGGAAGCAGGCCUACACAAAUGAACUCGAAAACAAGGUAUCUCGUUUAGAAGAGGAGAAUGAGAGGCUAAAGAAGCAAAAGGAGUUGAACAUGAUACUUUGCGCGGUGGCUCUACCGGAACCCAAGUAUCAACUCAGGAGAACAUGCUCGGCCGCUUUCUGACUCUUUUCAGAAUACCAUCUUGUAGAUUUUAAUGUGGCCUUGCUCGCAAGUUUAGCCUCUUCGGAUUAGAAUUGUUUGCAAGCCUGGGAGUUCUUUUUGGCCUAUCCUUGCCCAGUGAUUUGUUGUGCGUAGAUUAGCGGGAGCCUAGCAUGUGCUGUGUUAGCACUUGGCACUUUUAUUUACCUGUGUGCGGAGGCCCUGCCACCAGCUUAGUGCGUAAAUCUGCUGGACACAUUUAAGUUCUAUACAUGUUUACUUGACC